Messenger RNA from Microthlaspi erraticum, 1167 nucleotides. The record is from the annotation of a GenBank genome assembly. Lineage: Eukaryota; Viridiplantae; Streptophyta; Magnoliopsida; Brassicales; Brassicaceae.
AUGUCGCCUCCGAAACAAACUGAUGACGGAAACACGAUCGUGGAGGAGACAACGGGAGUUGGGCAUCGGAUCUCAGCGCUCGAACAGAAAGUGGAGAAGAUUAAGAGCUUUCUAGUUAAGAUCGAGAAAUUCCUAGAUGACAAAGAUCGCCUAGAGAAACAGAAUCUCGGUGGAAAAGAGAAGGAGGAGUCGAGUGUUCUAGAUGAGCUGCAACAGUGCCUACGCGAUGCCAAGGUUACUAAGAACCAGAAGGAGGAAAUUCAAGCCUCAAGAGCGAUCGCGAGCCAUGCCGGAGGAUCUCCGGAGAGUAGUGAUCCGAUUCUGGAGCAGGAUCAUUUGAUGACUGUGCCUGAGGAGAAGAACGGUUCGUUGACACAGAGUCAUCAAUGGGUUACACAGAAGAACGACGAAUCAUUGACACGGAGGUUCGAGCCUCUGUUUGACGGAGGUAACGCUGAAGGUUGGGUUAUCAGAGUGGAGCAGUAUUUUGAGAGGGGUAAAGUCACGGAGCAAAAGCUUUUUGGAAUUGUUAAUACAGAGAAGAAGGAUACGCAGGAGGAAAACCAGUCAGCUGAGAUGGAUAGAAAUGCCUGCCAGGUGUUCGACGAAAUAACUCAGGAAGGAAAAAAGGUAGCCAAGAAGAGAAAGAAGAAGAUAUGGAAGGCAUCUCUGAAGGUUCAUGAGCGAUUAGAGAAACAAUUGAGUUCUGAAGAGAAACGGAAGACAUCUCUAAGUUGUGAAGAGAUCAGAAAUGGAUUUUACGUUAAUAGGAAACAGGGAGAUAUCAAGAAGAGUAUUUAUGCCUCCCAAGUGUUCGAUAAAAGGUCUAGGAAGAAGAAAAGGGAAACCAGAAAGAGGAAGAAUAAGAAGUUCACAAAAGCUAAGAGAUCUAAGUACAAACGAUGGAAAGGUGAUCCUCUCAACUUUCAGUCUCAUAAGGCGAGAGGCUUCAACAUUCAACGCACCAAGAGAAUCAAAGGAUGUAACAUAGUGAAGAGCUGUUGGAUUGUGCUUAAUGAGCUGCUAGUGUGGGAGAUUCGAGUGAAGAAGAAGAAGAAGAUGGUUUGUACAAAGUCUAGAAGCGUCAAGUACAAACACAGGAAGCUGGACCAAGAGAAACUAAUUCGAAUCCUGAAGAAGAACAUGUUCAGGGGUCAUAAAACAUGA